AAUGUCAGAGUCAGAUGUUACGUGGAGGGGGCCAAUAUAAAGAAAAGAGCUCAUCUUUCUCCGCUAAUUUCCAAAUGAAUUUCCUGGCAUUUUUCAUGGUGUAGCAGUGGUAAGUGGACAGAAUUACAUGUGGCAGUGAUUUGGUGGACUGUGUGAGAAAGUGUUGCGUGUGAAAAAAGCCCUGGGGCCAGCAGUGUUAGUGAAAACGAGGCGCAUUUCUUUUGGGAUUAUACCAGCACAAACUACCUGGAGUCAGGCCACUUGUCAGGAAUGUCGGUCAAUCGGGGAUAUGAGGAUGAUAGUCAGAAGGAGGUGGACAUCAUUGAGCCCAAGAGAAAUCACCAGAAUCAUCAAGAAUCUGAGCCACCCGAUGAAGGAACUCUCCUUUCGGGCAUCCAAACGUACUUCUCUGACGAGAAAGUGCUCAUCCCGCAAAUUGAGAAGGAUGGAUUCAGUUUUCGGAAAUUGUGGGCUUUCACGGGACCAGGAUUUCUCAUGUCAAUAGCAUAUCUUGAUCCAGGAAAUAUUGAAUCGGAUUUACAGAGUGGUGUGGUGGCUCAAUAUCGAUUGCUAUGGGUUCUUCUAAGUGCCACAAUUUUAGGUUUAGUCAUGCAACGACUGUCAGCAAGAUUGGGUGUCGUUACGGGUCAUCAUUUGGCUGAAAUGUGCUACAGACAAUACAAACGGGCCCCUAGAAUAGUUCUCUGGCUCAUGGUGGAAACUGCAAUUAUUGGGAGUGAUAUUCAGGAGGUGAUAGGAACAGCUAUUGCUAUUUAUCUCUUAUCGAAUAAAGUAGUUCCCCUCUGGGCUGGAACGCUCAUCACGAUUCUGGAUACUUUUACAUUUCUGUUUUUGGACAAGUAUGGCCUGAGGAAGUUGGAGUUUCUUUUUGGUUUACUAAUCACUGUCAUGGCUGUUACAUUUGGAUAUGAGUAUGUGGUUUCAGCACCCCCACAGGGGGAUGUAAUGAAGGGUAUGUUUAUACCGUGGUGUGAAGGCUGUGACUCACGAACACUUCUUCAGGCCGUUGGAAUUGUCGGGGCUGUAAUUAUGCCACACAAUCUCUAUCUGCAUUCUGCUCUAGUCAAGUCCAGGGAUGUCGAUAGACGCAAAUCGUCAAAUGUUCGUGAGGCGAAUUUUUACUUUUUCGUUGAGGCCUGCAUCGCAUUAUUUGUUUCAUUUAUUAUCAACGUAUUUGUUGUGGCUGUUUUUGCACAUGGUCUUUAUGGGAAAACAAAUAAUGAAGUUUUGGAUACGUGUCAGAAUUCAACAAUGUACGAAGAUAUUUCGUCAGUUUUCCCAGCGGACAAUGAUCAUGUGGAUGCUGAUUUGUAUAAGGGCGGCCUAUUCUUGGGCUGUACCUUUGGCAUUGCAGCCAUGUACAUUUGGGCUGUGGGCAUUUUAGCUGCUGGGCAGAGUUCGACGAUGACAGGAACGUAUGCUGGGCAGUUUGUCAUGGAGGGUUUCCUGAAUUUGCAAUGGGCAAGGUGGAAGCGUGUUUUGGUGACGCGAAUGAUUGCCAUUGUUCCAACAUUCUGUGUGGCUUUCUUCAGUCGAAUUGAGGAUUUGACGGGAAUGAAUGACAUUUUGAAUGCCGUGAUGGCCCUUCAGUUGCCUUUUGCUACUAUUCCCACCAUUGCCUUCACGUCAAAUCCCAACAUCAUGGGAGAGUUUGUCAACGGAAUUGGAAACAAAAUUGUAUCCAUACUUCUGAGUAUUCUAGUCAUUGCCAUCAACAUAUUCUUCGUUAUUGAUCAAGUCAACCAUUCCGAUCUACAUUCUGGCUGGAUGGUACUUAUUGUUUUAUUUGGAAUUGCAUAUAUUUGCUUCAAUAUCUACCUUGUUAUUCACAUGGCUGUUAAUAUGGGAAGUGAACGACUUGCAGAAAUGCCGUUUGUUCAAAAGUAUGUGACACACACAAGCAAUAAUUUGGGCUUUGGACCCCAUCGAAAUACUUAUGCCAGGCAUCGGUACAACUUGAAAGACUUCACAGAGGAUAGUUUGCCACUUUUAUUGACGUGAAACUUGUUUUUCUUUUUUUUUUUAAGAAUGGAUAACAUAGUGUAAUGAGUAAUGCAUAAUUGUUUUUGUUUUUUUUACACACAUAUUUGACAUAUGUCUUUGUCACGUGAUACACGUUGACGCAGUCUUGUAAACGUGUUUACAAAUCAAAAGCAAUUGUGCGUACGCCAUAAGUCUGAUUGUUUUGUAAACAAUUUGAUGUACAAAGAUAUGAAAGAAAACAUAAGAGAUAAAAUCAGGAAUUGCUCUAAAAUCUUUUAGUGCGCUCCUUUAAAAAUGGAAUUAAGGCUUGCUACUUCUUGAACAGUGUAGUAUUCAUAAAACAAAAGUUUUUACAGCUUUAUUGACAUUUUGAUUUUAAUUAAUUUAUUAUUAAAGUUUUUGGUUAUUAGCAAAAUUAUAAUUUACUUAGGUGUAAUGCAUUCCAAUCUUAACCAAAAAAAAAUUAAUCAAGACAAUUUGAGUUUUAGAGGAAAAAAAGAGGAUUAAAAAUCAUUUUUCAAUCUGUGAUGUUUUAAAUGCUUAAAAUACAAUAAUUAAAAAGAAAAGAAUAUUUCGUGCCAAAUACCAAAAGCCUCUAAAAAAAACUUGCCUUUAUUAGUUACAUUGAAGACGAUUUUUAAGGAAAAUCCCAAUAAGAGCACUGCAAAAAAGCCAUUUAAAAAAAUAUGGUUCAUAUUUGCAUCAAGAAUCAUAAGAUCAAAAUAAAUCAUUUUAAUGCAUGAUUGCGUAUCAGUCUAAAAGCUUAUUUUACCCUAAAAUACAGGUUAAUUUAUCAAAUAAAUGAAGAAAAAAUACACAAUUCAGUUAUUUAAAAAAAAGGAUAAACAAUAACUUUGCCAAUUAUAAGAAGAAUCACUUUCUCUAUUCAUGUAACACAAUUUUCUCUGCAUUUGAUCGGGGGCAAUUGAGGGAAAAGAAAGGCUGAGAAGACAAAAUAAAAAGAAUAACACCGAGAAAGACAUUCAAGUAUGAAAAAAAUUAAGCGUGAAAAUUACUUAAACAACACUUAUGUUUUCGUCAAGUGUGAGAAGAAUAUAGGAAGACAAAAAUUUUGAGAAAAAAAGAAACCAAAAUUCGGUACAAAAAGAAAUAAUAAUGAAAAAUACUAUGACUAAAUUGAUGUCCAAGAGGCACUUUAUUAAUUUAUAAAUUUGUUUAAUAAUUUUAUUUAAAUUGUUCGGAUUGAGGAAUUAGACAUCAUUGUAAAUAUGUGUAAAUAUGAGGAUGAGAUAAAGUAACAUAAACACUGUACAAUAAAACAAAAAGAAUGACACAAGAGAGAAAUACACGAAGAAAACAUUUAUAUACGAAAAA
Phlebotomus papatasi is the source of this 3339-nucleotide messenger RNA. RefSeq names its product protein Malvolio (gene Mvl). The transcript is spliced from 14 exons. The coding region runs from base 271 to 2022 and encodes 583 amino acids. The record is from RefSeq and is a predicted model, not a curated record. NCBI's taxonomy places the organism in Eukaryota, Metazoa, Arthropoda, Insecta, Diptera, Psychodidae. Gene Ontology annotation, biological process: response to manganese ion; manganese ion homeostasis; metal ion transport. Gene Ontology annotation, cellular component: apical plasma membrane. Gene Ontology annotation, molecular function: cadmium ion transmembrane transporter activity; iron ion transmembrane transporter activity; manganese ion transmembrane transporter activity.